Molecule: messenger RNA, 179 nt
Organism: Funneliformis geosporum
Lineage: Eukaryota; Fungi; Glomeromycota; Glomeromycetes; Glomerales; Glomeraceae
Source: the annotation of a GenBank genome assembly
UUGAAUUAGCUGUAACCUCUCUCCCGCAAAGAAAUCGUUAUUUUCAGAGCACAUUCGAAAAGAUGGGGUCUGAAUGUGAAAUAGAAAUAGAAAAACCAAUUUCGGCUAUUAGAUCGUUCAUAUUUUCACUGGAUUUAAAUCAUGUCAUUACUGAUCAUCAUGAUAGUUUAGCUAUAUGA